Messenger RNA from Orbicella faveolata, 429 nucleotides. Its product is annotated as heart- and neural crest derivatives-expressed protein 2-like. The record is from RefSeq and is a predicted model, not a curated record. Lineage: Eukaryota; Metazoa; Cnidaria; Anthozoa; Scleractinia; Merulinidae. Gene Ontology annotation, molecular function: RNA polymerase II transcription regulatory region sequence-specific DNA binding; protein dimerization activity; DNA-binding transcription factor activity, RNA polymerase II-specific. Gene Ontology annotation, biological process: regulation of transcription by RNA polymerase II; developmental process.
AUGGUCAAUUCUACAACGGGAGGUAGCGUUAGAGUUAUGAAUGCUUGCAGUCCUGUGUGCAAGUUAGAGACACCAGAAGUACCUUCUUCACUGACGCAGGCGAGGAAAAAGCACAGACGACGAGGGCCAAGAUUGACUGGCGUCAGCAAACAAAGAAAAUCGGCGAACGCUAGAGAAAGGAGCCGCGUAAGAGUCAUAAACAGCGCGUUUGAGAGCCUUCGCGAGUUAAUACCACUGUCACCGACCGAGAAACGACCUUCAAAGAUAGAGACGGUUAGAUUGGCUGCCCUCUACAUCCAUCAUCUCACAGAAUUGCUGACAAACAUCGGCAAGCGUGACUCGGAUAUCCAUGGGAAUGCUGAGGCGUUUAGCGUUGUCGUUAAAAAGGAAAAGAUUGACGAUGAGGACUUUUGGAACAAUACAAACUGA